Molecule: messenger RNA, 2411 nt
Organism: Oncorhynchus gorbuscha (pink salmon)
Lineage: Eukaryota; Metazoa; Chordata; Actinopteri; Salmoniformes; Salmonidae
Product: protein prune homolog 2-like
Exons: 11
Coding region: 165-1106 (313 amino acids)
Biological process (GO): apoptotic process
Cellular component (GO): cytoplasm
Source: RefSeq, a predicted model, not a curated record
CCUGGGUCAUGUGACCACAAAAUGGUGGAAGCUGUUAGCUUUUUCUAAGCUGAUCAUCUCUACCAAGAGCCUGGGAGGAAGAGAGAAAAAGUGUGAGAUACAGCUGAAAUACAUCCAUGCUCUAAGACAGAGAAGGACAGAGAUUCCUGUGCCCCAGUAGUGGGAUGGACCUGGCGUCUCACAGUAAGACGACCUCCGAGGGGGCCGAGGGCAGACCAGCCCCUCCCAAUUCGCUGCCCCUGCAGGGUGCUCCAGGUGGCCCGUCCCAGAGGAAGAAGCUCUCUGCCCCAUGUAUCAGCCUCUCAUUGGACCAGAGCGAGGACGACGCCCUAGAGACGCCCGACGACCUUGACAUUAACGUGGACGACCUGGACACACCCGAUGACGCAGACUAUCUGGACUACACCGACAAUGAGCUGGACUGGGAGGAACCCCCAACAGGGGAAAAGGAGCCGUUCGAGCCGAUUCCCACAUGUAGCACGGAGGAGGAGCGUCAGGAUGGGAAGCUGUGUAGGGCAGUGGUCAUCGGAGAGCAGGAACACCGCAUUAACAUGGAGAUCAUUGAGCCCUACCAGAGAGUUAUCUCCCAUGGAGGGUACUAUGGAAAUGGAGUGAACGCCAUCAUAGUGUUUGCGGCGUGUUUCCUCCCUGACAGCGACAGUGAGGACUACCAUGAAAUCAUGGAGCAUCUCUUCCUGUAUGUGAUCAGCACGUUGGAGCUGAUGGUGGCGGAAGACUAUAUGAUCAUCUACUUGAACGGAGCCACGCCCCACAGGAGGAUGCCUGGACUGGGCUGGCUCAAGAAGUGUUACCAGAUGAUUGACAGGAGGCUCAGGAAGAAUUUGAAAUCCUUCAUCAUCGUCCACCCGUCCUGGUUUAUACGGACCAUACUAGCCCUCACUCGGCCCUUCAUCAGCACCAAGUUCAGCAAUAAGAUCAAGUAUGUGAACAGCCUGGCUGAGCUGCAGGAACUCAUCCCCAUGGAACACGUCCACAUCCCAGAGUGCAUCAUUAGUCUUGACGAGGAGCUGAAGGAAGCGGCGGUGAGCUCAACAGUGAGCAGUUUCCUCCAGGGACCCGAGCCGACGCCGGGGAGACCUGAGUGAAGCCGAUAAAACCAACGCGAACAACUCCUAGACAAAGUGGCAUUCAACGACGGUGGAAAUGAAUGCUCGUCUCGAAAUGGAAUGUCACGUUGUUUGAAAACUCAUGAUUGUCUUGUGUGCUGGAUGCAGUAAAAACAGAUGUACUGUAAGGUAUAUUCCUGUGUAUUUGUGCGACGUGGAGUCGCCAUAUUCCCUGUUAGCACUCAGACGUAGAUCCUAUGAAGACCACUGUAAAAUCCAUCUACAACACCUCUGACAGACCAGAGAUGAGCAUGUGGGGUUUCUUAAUGCUGGUCUUUGGGACCCACAGGUUGCACUGUUUUGUUUCUUCCCAGCACUAACGUACCUGGUAGCAAACCAUGGUCUUGAUGAUGAGUUGAAUAAUGAGGUGUGUUAGUGCUGGGUUGGAACAAAAAUGUGCACUCAUGCAUGUUGCCCAGGACCAGUAUUAAUAAUCCCCACGAUGAGACUACUGGGAUACUUGACAGUAAAUCCACAUUACCAUGAUAGUUUGUGAAGAACAUAAAUAUGAUGUGGUCACUCACAGUGCAGUACACACGUCCAUUCAAAGUUUUAAUGUUGUACUUAAUAAUGCAUGAGAAGUGGUGAAGCACUAAUAUUGUCCAUCUUGGAUUUAGACAAGUCAUUAUGUCCUUGAGACAUCACAUCAAUGACGGAACGUCAAAAUCAAUCUCACAUAUCUAUGACAUACUAAAAUCCAAUCCCCUUAGGAAACGACCAAGUAACGCGUCUCAUCAAUCUUGUUUUACAUCUGAAAAUCUUUUGGAUCUUGAUGAGAGUGUUAGACAGAUAAAUCCCUAGAUGUUUUCACUUUGAAUCAAUCUGACGAACAGUGGAUGACAAGAGUAACCACAGAAAAAUAUAAUGAAUUAUAUUUGUGUGUAACUAAGUGAAUGUGUGAAAACAAGCUAUCAUUACAUUGUGAGAGCAUGUCUUUUCAGAUGACUGGUCCUGUGAGAGUCGAGUGUGAUGUGUGUGUGUGUGUGUGUGUGUGCGCGUGUGUCCUGUCAGUGUGUUUCCGUCAGACAUCCUACAUGUUCACCAUCUAGGGCUCUUGUCUCUGCACCAAACAGGAUAUGACCUCAAGAGGAGGACAGAGAGAGAGAAGCGGGGGUCUCUGUGUAAAGCACAAUAUCGCGUACUGUGUGUGUCAGUGUGUGUGCGUGUUUCAAUGCAUGCUUCCUCAGAUGCUCGGUGGCUCUUUGACCCAGGGCUCUUCUACAUUGUGUGUAAAAUGUGUUAUAUGAUGGAACACUAUAUCAAUAAAUACAACUUUUACUCCGA